Messenger RNA from Gamsiella multidivaricata, 2112 nucleotides. Its product is annotated as HbrB-like-domain-containing protein. The coding region runs from base 1 to 2112 and encodes 703 amino acids. The transcript has 3 exons. Gene Ontology annotation, biological process: TORC2 signaling. The record is from RefSeq and is a predicted model, not a curated record. Lineage: Eukaryota; Fungi; Mortierellomycota; Mortierellomycetes; Mortierellales; Mortierellaceae. Gene Ontology annotation, cellular component: TORC2 complex.
AUGCAUCCCUCCACAAGAUCGUUCUCCAACCCCGGUUCAGUCGCAGCUUCAGUCGAUUCGCUGGCCUCCAUUCCCGGGAUUCGGGAUGUGUCCGCGGGAGUAACCCACGGAAGCGACCUUCUUGCUCAGGGAUCGCCCCACAGCUUCAACUCGACGUCGGCCUCAUCGCUCUCAUCCUCAGGGUCUUUACCUAUACAUCAACAGCAUCCAGGUUCAGACUCGUUUCUUGGUCUUGUCCAUCGGAACCACAAUGUCGACAAUGCCCUCUACUCAGGAAGUCCUAGCAACAGGGCUCAGGGUCGGAACCAUAGCAGGACUCACAGCUCCAAUAGCCACCAUAGUUUGGCCAUGACCAGCCGGACACCCAGUGAAAGCAAUAGCCAAUACCCCUAUAUCCCACCUCCACCUUUCUUCCAUAGUCAUGGAAAGAGCAGCAGUGGUACCUUACAGAGCGAUAGUGUGGCAUCCUCAGCAACUACCACGGACAUGAGGGGUCACCCAACCAUCCACACAAACACCACACCUUUGCCUCAGAGUCAAGGAUCGAAUUAUCUCUCGAGUCCGAAUGAUACGAUAGAUGGUCAGGGUGCAGAUUCACCUGUGGGAGUCAUACCUUCGAACUGGGCCUCGCCUCCGAUGCGGCCAUAUGGCCACCCUGUGGUAUCGACCAGUAUCGGUAGCAACACUACCGGAGGACUCACAUCUCCCGCUAGUCUGUCGUCGCCUGUGCAUCUCAACCAGCCAUCGCCCACCUCACAACAUCAGUCAUACCCAUUGCCAUCCCAAUUUUUGCCAAGCGGCCAGCAGCAACAAGAGAACCAGCAGUCGCAGCAGCAAUCUCAGCAACCACCGGCACAAAAACCAAAGAAGGAGAAGCACUCGUUUGGCGGCAUGUCUGCCAGUAGUUUCCUAACGGAGACACUCCCUACUGGCAUGAAAUUAUAUUCAGGAUCGAAGAAGAAUGCCAAAUCCCAAGGCGAUAUCUCUUCGUCGUCCUCAAGCACCCACAAUGGGAAAGGCAAAAAGUCUGGAAGUGGCGGUCCGCUAUCGUCUAUUAGCACUCGAAAACAGCAAUUGUCCCCAGGCGGUCAUUCUAGCUCUACUAUCGAUAGAGCCUACUCUUCCAACAGCAACAUAACGAGUCCUGUCUCUGGAGGCGUUCCUCAUCACCACCACACUACCUCGCCCACGCUGGGGAAGAACAAUCACUCCAGUCUGGACGCCAAGGUUAUGGCCAGAGAAAUGGCUCAGAGUCAUGCCACGGAGGAUGUAUGGCAGGCCCUAUGCAUCAAGGUCCUGACGUUAUUCAAUGGACAAGGGUUGACAGGCGCCAUUGAGGACCUGAAUGACCUUGUUCGGAAAUGUCUACAGACCAGGAGUCUACAUACGCUGUGCGACGAAAUAAGCGAGCUCCUCAAUAACGGAAUGCUAACCCUGAACGCCAAAUUAGGCGAUGUCCCUGACGAGAAACUGGUUUCCCGACUGGUCGAGGUGUGGUCAUUCUUCUUCGGCACUGUUCUUCCGUACUUUGAGGGGGUCUUUCUUCCGCUACAAAUUCAGCUCAAGAAGGCCCAUGCGGAGAAAACAGCGUGGAGGGCCACAGGAGGCAGUAGCAGCGGGAUCUCUGGAGGGCUGACACUGAGCCUCAGCAACAACGGUGUCAGCAGCAGCGGACUGAGCACAAUGAGCACAAUAAGCAUAGGAGGUAUGGAGUCCAACAGCGCCAGCGGCAUAGUUGGCGCUAGUCCGAAGUCGAUUGCGGCCGAUGCAGAGCGGAAAUAUGAGGAUUCUGAACCGCAGAACGUGCGGACCAUGGCUUUGACAGGGUUCAGAGACCUUGUCAUUUUGCCCAUGGUUGACAGGCUUGGAGGCGUAUUUGCUAAACUGUUCAUGGACUUUGAUGCCUCAAUACCGGUGACAGACACAGCAUCAAGAAUGCUGCAGAUGACAUCGGUUUUAACUUCGAUACAGUCUGGAGAUGCACAGCAACUACUGAUGGAGCAGGUCUCCAACCGGCUAAAGACGAACUGGAAACAAUUUACAAGACGCGGUAAUCGAGGCGGGUUCGUCGGACUGGACCGGAGAAUUGCACCUGCCCAACAGGCGCGAUAG